AAUGAACGUCUAGACAGACACCUUGACAAAAGAGGUGGGCUAAAACUGGCUCCGAUACCAUGAUAGAAUUUAUGAUGAGGUCUAGCUAGCUAUAGAAAGAUGUCGCAGCCGGUACCUUUGUGCCAGAUGGGCACAAUGAUGUACUGACUAGAGCUUUAGGGACUGCCGAGCACCCGGGGCGGACGAGGGGUGUUGGGUCAUAUUCCGGCUUACGUAAAGUUUUCAAAGGCAACAUGAAGCCUCGUAAGCCUGAAGGUAACUAUAUGACUCAGGAGGAUCUUUUGCAGCGUCUUCCUUCCCUUUUGCAGCAGUAUGUAGUAUCUGUGUCCGGGGGUGCUCCAGACUUUGCAUCCAUGUCGCAGCACACACAUUCUGUAGCACCUCAUUAUGGGCAGCGUAGUAGCAAGGCAUCUACAGUUGCUGCUUGUUACUUGAGGAUCUCUGAUCCACCUGAUUAUAUAGUGGCACAUGGAUCGGUUUUCCCAUGUGCACCGGGAGAUGUGGUGCACAGUGCUCCCCUCCUUCCUCACCAGCCCCUGGUGCACACGGCUCGACAUGGUGACUUCUCAUCAAGCAAAUCUUGUCCUAUUCUCGGCGUACGCCCCACUGCUCCUCCUAGCUCUCCCGUACAGGAUGUUGACCGGAGCUCAUAUGUCUCAUUCGGGCCGAGGUGCAGAGAGGUUUGUCAGUGGCUAACACGCACAUCUACUUUGCCUACUAUCAGCGUCAUUCUUGAUCCGGAGUGCAUGCUCUAUCCGGAGGAGACGAAGCUGAGGAUGCGUCUGGAGAAUAUACUUGAGUUCAUGCGAUGGGAGGUGGUCGAUCAGACCAUCAUCAUUGUUUUUUUGAGGAACGGUACAUGCCUCAGCUUAAGGCUCGACCGGAUUGGGUUGAUGUUCCCGGAGUACCUCAACAAGUAGGGGGCAUUGAGUGUGGUUACUAUACCAUGCGAUGAAGUGUUUAUCAUGUGUUCACAAUGUUCUUUACCGUUAUCCGAUGUGUUGGGAAAAAUAUUAUAGAUUUUGAUGAUGAUGUAUUUAGAUUGUAAUAGGAACUUUAGGUCUCCCCCAAUAUUCAAUGUAAUUUUUCUUUUUAGAAAUAUUGUUAAAACCGAGUUCUUGAGAUUUCCAAUAAAGUUGUGAUAUUUCACUAUGUGGUUUGAUGUCAAUCUUUGAAGACUUAAUCAAAUUCAGUGAUAUGG
Messenger RNA from Cuscuta campestris, 1201 nucleotides. NCBI's taxonomy places the organism in Eukaryota, Viridiplantae, Streptophyta, Magnoliopsida, Solanales, Convolvulaceae. The record is from the annotation of a GenBank genome assembly.